Eutrema salsugineum is the source of this 701-nucleotide messenger RNA. RefSeq names its product hypersensitive-induced response protein-like protein 1. The transcript is spliced from 6 exons. NCBI's taxonomy places the organism in Eukaryota, Viridiplantae, Streptophyta, Magnoliopsida, Brassicales, Brassicaceae. The record is from RefSeq and is a predicted model, not a curated record. Bases 65 to 691 code for a protein of 208 amino acids.
GCUGCCGGAAAAUUUUGUUUUUCGCUAUAUUCCGCCGCCGGGAUUUCGCGUGUCUUGAGUUCAGAUGGGAAAUUUUUUUGGUUGUUUCCAUGUGGAGGAAUACAGUUGUGCAAUCAAAGAAAAAAACGGAAAGUUUAAGAAAGAGCUUAAACCAGGAUACCAUUGUGUACCCUGGUUUUGCUGUCAUUGUGUCGUUGGUACCGUUUCCAUGAAAAUCCAGCAAAUCUGUGUUUCUUGUCAUCACAAGACCAAAGAUAAUGUUUUCGUGAUUCUCGUGGCAGCAAUUCAUUUUCAAGUAUUGGAUGGUGAAAAUGGAAAUAACCCAAAGAAGGCAUUCUAUGUCCACACUGAUUCAAGGAGCUUAAUUAAGGACUAUGCAUUUGAUAUUAUCAAAACCACCAUCUCCCACACCACCUUUGAUGAGCUCUUUGAGAAGAAGGAUGACUUCGUUGUUACGGUUAACGAUAAGCUCAGUGAGAAAAUCUCUGAUGAUUAUGGAUAUGGCAAAUUCAAAACACUCAUUGUCGAUAUCUCUCCGGAAGAGUCUACCAAACGUACCAUCAACUUGACAAAUGCAGCUCCCAAGAUGUCUUCGGCACUGACCGGAGCAACACCAGAGGUGAUCGAUAUGUUGCGGACUACACAAUAUGGAGCGGCUACGUUGGGGAAAGAUGAGCUCCCUGAUGCAUAAUGACUUCGCC